Molecule: messenger RNA, 855 nt
Organism: Cladocopium goreaui
Lineage: Eukaryota; Dinophyceae; Suessiales; Symbiodiniaceae
Source: the annotation of a GenBank genome assembly
AUGCUGAAGGUUUGGUGUCAGCGCUUCAGCGCCAUUGACAGACAGAGCUGCCGACCUCAUUAUCUCAGCGCUGGCCAUCUCAUCUGCUGCCGAAUCAGCACACAGGACAACAACCUUUUCCCUGAGAAGUUUCAACAAAGGUGCUUUCAAAUGCCCAGCCAGGUGACCAUCAGGACGGAGCCAAUGUUGACGGGGGGCCGAGACAGCCACCUUCGCUGCUUGGAUUUGCUGGGCCGAAGCAGCCCAUAUUUUCUGCAGGCUUUGGCUGAAGAUGUUGUCCUGAAAGUGCUGGGGAUCGUGCUUUGCAUGGCUGGCAACGCUGCCACUUUGUUGGGCAACGACUCCCAAGCCAAUCAGAAAGGUGAGUUGUCGGGCGACAUCCUCUGCCUCAUAGCUGCCAUGCUGUACGCGGUCUACACCACGGUGUUGAGCAGCUUGGUGCAGCCACAGUUUUCCAUGGCGAUGCUUUUCGGCGUCAUCGGCCUGUGCAUUUUGCUGCUGGCCUCGCCCUUUGUCUUCGCGUUCAAACACGAAGCGCUGUCGCAGAUGACGCCUGAGGUCUUUGGGCUGUUGAUCUUCAAUGGCCUGUUCGACAACGUCUUAUCUCAGUUCGCCUGGGCCAAGGCCGUGCAAUUGACGUCCCCCACCACCGCCACGGUGGGUCUGUCGCUGACCAUCCCGCUGUCGGUGCUGGCGGAUGUGCUGCGACAGAAGUACCUGACGCCUUGGACGCUGGUGGCUGCGCUGCUGGUGAUCAGCGGCUUCCUUUCGGUGACCUACGCCUCCAAACCCGCCACGGCGGCCGCCACUCCGGAGGUGCGGGUAGAAGGUGGCAGACCGCGGCUGAUUUCCUGA